This is a messenger RNA of Rubroshorea leprosula, 1534 nucleotides long. The record is from the annotation of a GenBank genome assembly. Lineage: Eukaryota; Viridiplantae; Streptophyta; Magnoliopsida; Malvales; Dipterocarpaceae.
GAUUAUUCAGCAUCACCCUCACAGUCACAGACUGACAGCCUCCUUCCUCUUUUUUACCUUUUUGUGUGUGUGUGUGUGAAAAUGGCUUACAAAUUUGCACCGGCCGAAAUUAACAUACUACCCGGUACAGUUAUUUCGGCCGGUAUGCAACUUUUCAUCCGUUUUGACAUUGUUGUAUAUGCGCUCUUCGACUUUGCAAAUUUAAUUAGUGGUAACGGUCAUGAUUUUUACCAUUACCACUACUACAAAGAUACUGAUGGCAUAUUUCUUGAAGUAACAGGUGGAUUUAUCUUGGCAAGAACUUUGCUGGGGCUAUCCAUCAUGAUUGCAGUUAUUGUGUACAAGUUUCGCAGGAAACAUUUGUCUGCAGAUGAUACAAUUGAAGAGUUCCUUCAAAAGCAGAACAAUUUUAUGCCUAUUAAGUACUCCUAUUCUGAAAUAAAGAAAAUGGCUAGAGGUUUCAAAGAUAAAUUAGGUGAAGGGGGUUAUGGUUCGGUUUUUAAAGGAAAGCUUCAAAGUGGUAAUUUAGUGGCAGUAAAAUUAUUGAACAAAUCAAAAGCUAAUGGCCAAGAUUUCAUCAAUGAAGUUGCUACCAUUGGAAGGGUUCAUCAUGUUAAUGUGGUGCGACUGAUCGGAUUUUGUGUGGAGGGAUCUAAACGGGCUCUUGUAUAUGAUUUCAUGCCAAAUGGAUCCUUGGAUAAAAUCAUAUUUUCUAGUGAAAACAACACAUCUUUAACCUGUCAAAGAAUGUUUGAAAUUGCUCUUGGAGUGGCUAGGGGGAUUGAAUACUUACAUCGAGGAUGUGAAAUGCAGAUUCUACAUUUUGAUAUCAAGCCACACAACAUCCUUUUGGAUGAGAACUUUAAUCCAAAAGUUUCAGAUUUUGGCCUUGCAAAAUUGUAUCCGACAGAUGAUAGCAUUGUAUCUCUUACUGCAGCAAGAGGUACUCUAGGAUACAUGGCUCCAGAAUUAUUCUACAAGAAUAUUGGAGGCGUCUCAUACAAAGCUGAUGUCUAUAGCUUUGGAAUGUUGUUGAUGGAAAUGGUGGGAAGGAGAAGGAACUUAAAUGCAUUUGCUGAUCAAUCAAGUCAGGUAUACUUCCCAAAAUGGAUUUCUAAACGUUUUGAUCAGGGAGAGGAUAUAGAGUUGGGAGAUGUUACUGAUGUUGAAAAGAAUGUUCUGAUGAAGAUGGCCAUAGUUGCCUUGUGGUGCAUACAAAUGAAACCUGCCAUUCGUCCUUCCAUGACCAAAGUCUUGGAGAUGCUUGCAAGUGAAAUUGAGCUCCUUGAAAUGCCUCCCAAGCCUACUUUUGUUCCUUCUGAAUCGCCAGCUCCAAAUCAUGGUAGUAUAAGUUUAGUAGCCACGCCAACCAUGUCGCUUGAUGCUAGAUCAUAAUGGUCUACUUCAAAUGCAUUUCUAGGUAAAUGCACAUUCACAGCUAGUAGCAUUGAGUAUUGUGUCAUAGUCCUGUAUUGUUGCUUUGGUAGAUUACCUACUCAAUUUUCUUCUUGUAAAAUAUAUCAAAUUCCUUGUG